Molecule: messenger RNA, 1935 nt
Organism: Umbelopsis ramanniana AG
Lineage: Eukaryota; Fungi; Mucoromycota; Umbelopsidomycetes; Umbelopsidales; Umbelopsidaceae
Exons: 7
Coding region: 212-1816 (534 amino acids)
Biological process (GO): malate metabolic process; pyruvate metabolic process
Molecular function (GO): malate dehydrogenase (decarboxylating) (NAD+) activity; NAD binding
Source: RefSeq, a predicted model, not a curated record
AAGCUGUAAAGUGAAUGAAGGCUGAACGGCCUGAUAUCAUGUCACCCGUAAUGGAAUGGAUCAGGUUGCCAUCCAAACUCCAUUCAGUAACCGAGCCAUUAAGACCACGUGACCGAGCCAUUUACCACUAUUCCCUCGCCCUAUUUCUUUCCGAACUUUCAGCUCCCACACUCUUUGCCCGCUACUCCCAGUUGCCUGCGAUCCAUCUCUAAUGUUACAAAGUCGUGUGAUUGCAGCCUUGCGUUCUCACGCUUUCAGGCGUUCCUAUUCUUCCAUUGGUGUCUUUCCUGAUCUGGUCAAAGACAAGACCGUGCAAUUGACAAACUCCCGAGGUGUCAAUGUGAUUCACGAUCCUCUUCUUUCCAAAGGCACAGCGUUCAGUAUCGCCGAGCGAGAGCGCUUAUCUCUCCGUGGCCUCGUGCCCCCCCGGUGCCAGGAAAUGGACAAGCAGCUGGCCCGUGUCAAGGCCAACCUUGAUGCGUGCGAAACACCGCUGUCUAAAUUUGUGUUUGUAACAGCUCUACAGGACCGUAACGAGACUCUUUUCUAUCGACUUUUGAUCGACAACCUCGAAGAAUUAGCCGGAAUUAUUUAUACACCUACCGUCGGACUGGCUUGUCAGCGGUUCCACUCUAUUUACCGAAGAUCUCGAGGAAUGUACUUUUCUACGCAAGACCGAGGAGCCAUGUCUGCCAUGGUGUAUAACUGGCCUCAAGAAGAAGUGGAUGUGAUUGUCGUCACCGAUGGAUCAAGAGUUUUAGGACUGGGUGACCUGGGAGCCAAUGGAAUGCAAAUCCCUAUUGGCAAGCUGAGUUUGUAUGUUGCUGCAGGAGGCAUUCGCCCUAAAGCUAUUCUUCCCGUGGUUCUGGAUGUCGGUACCAACAAUGAGCAGUUAUUGCAUGAUCCAUUGUAUCUUGGUAUGGGUCACCCUCGUCUCGAUAAUGAAGAUUACUAUUCCUUUGUCGACGAAUGGGUACAGGCUGUAAAAGCAAGAUGGCCAAAUGCGUUGAUCCAAUUUGAAGAUUUCAAGUACCCUCAUGCAUAUAAUUUGCUAAAUAAAUACCGCGAUGAAGUCACUUGUUUCAACGAUGAUAUUCAGUCCACCUCGGCUAUUACCUUGGCCGGUAUUCUCGCCGCUCUCAAGGCUCGUGGUUUGCAGCAAGAACAGCUGGCUGAAGAACGCAUUGUAUGCGUUGGAGCGGGCUCAGCUGGUGUUGGUGUGUGCGAAGGUAUCAUUGACUGCAUGGUUGCUCAAGGCCGUGUUCGCACCCGUGAAGAAGCUUAUUCCAAAAUCUGGAUGUUGGAUCAGCACGGUUUGCUAGGAAAUGCUGCUAUUUCAUCUAAUGACCCAGGUCGUAUAGCCCAAGGACCUGACCGUCCUGUCAAGUUGGAUGAACGCCAAAGAAACUAUGCAAAGAUGGAUCUUCCUGACCGUAUCAGUCUUGAAGAAGUCGUCGAACGAGUGAAAAACGGCCAAGUUUGCAGAACCAACCAAUGCAACAACUCUUAUUCCUUCCCUGGUCUUGGUUUGGGUAUCACCGUGUCGCGCGCAACCAAGGUCACCCCCAGCAUGUUCCUUGAGACCGCCAAAACCAUUGCCAACUUGGCCUCUCCUUCCCAACUCAAGGAAGGCACUCUCUUCCCUGGCGUAGCUCAAUUACGACAAGUUGCUCUUGCUGUGGGAACCCGAGUUUGUGAAGUUGCCUUUGAAGAAGGUGUUGCCAGCUCAAAGUUGAAGGAAGGUGAAAUUUUGCAAGAGGUGGUUAAAGCUUCCAUGUAUGAGCCGGAAUAUGUCCCACUGGUGUACUCUCCGUAAAUUGGGCUGGCCACUACCAUUUUCCUCCAUAUUUAUUCUUAUUCCAAACAGCAAAUUCACGUACAUGAUAUAUCAAUAGAAAUUCUCCUUCAUUCACAAUUCUGGCAUUUAUUGGCAAA